Molecule: messenger RNA, 1262 nt
Organism: Cajanus cajan (pigeon pea)
Lineage: Eukaryota; Viridiplantae; Streptophyta; Magnoliopsida; Fabales; Fabaceae
Source: RefSeq, a predicted model, not a curated record
ACACUCUUACUUUUUCCUCCUACAUUCCAAGAUAUUCAGUAUAUUGAUAACAAAGUUCUAUUAGGUGUUAUGAAGCAGAACUAAAGCAUGAAGAGAGAGAACGGCAUCCUAUUAACCAGAGGGAGAAACACACCCUUUAUCCUGUGGAAAUUACUGAAGUACCCACUGAUACAAAGGACAAAGAUGAGAUUCUUGAGAGUGAAUUCUUUGACACUAGGCAGGCUUUUCUGAGUCUCUGCCAGGGAAAUCAUUAUCAGUAUGAUACUCUAAGGCGGGCCAAGCAUUCCUCUAUGAUGGUUCUCUAUCAUCUUCAUAAUCCAACUGCUCCUGCAUUUGUUACUACAUGUUAUAUUUGCCGUCUUGACAUAGAAACAGGUCAAGGUUGGCGAUGUGAGGUUUGCCCUGAAUAUGAUGUGUGCAAUGCUUGUUAUCAAAAGGAAGGUGGCACUGAUCAUCCUCAUAAAUUGACAAAUCACCCGUCAAUGGCAGAUCGUGAUGCUCAAAACAAGGAAGCAAGGCAACUUCGAGUAUUGCAGUUACGAAAAAUGCUUGAUCUUCUUGUCCAUGCAUCCCAAUGUCGUUCUGCCCAUUGCCAAUAUCCCAAUUGUCGCAAGGUGAAGGGGCUUUUCCGUCAUGGGAUGCAUUGCAAAACACGUGCCUCUGGAGGUUGUGUUCUAUGCAAGAAAAUGUGGUAUUUGCUUCAACUCCAUGCUCGUGCUUGCAAGGAAUCUGAAUGCCAUGUACCCCGUUGCAGAGAUUUAAAAGAACACUUGAGGAGGCUGCAGCAACAGUCUGAUUCACGGCGAAGAGCUGCUGUAAUGGAGAUGAUGAGGCAGAGAGCUGAAGAAGUUGCCAACAAUUCUGGAUGAGCUUUUGGGACAUGUACAUAUGGGACAUUUUGUAGGCAAAUUAUUUUCCGUGCGUCAGACAUUACUGCAAACCAUAAUCUGACAAGCUGUGCGUGGAUGAUUUGUAUAAUUGGAAUAUAUAGCCUCUUGGAGAUUCGCUGGUCUAUAUGCAUGACCUGAUUUUCCCCAUGAGGAUCUUUGGGUUCAGCCAACUAGUGAUACCCUGACUAACCAGGUCCAGCUGUGAUUCUUUGAUAUUGUAAGCAUCUCCUUUUAUCUCUAAUGGUCAUUCCGUGCCAAAUGUACCAUAGUCCUAAUUCGUCAAAACUAUCCAACGUUUCUUUUUUCUUUUUGGACGGGGUGGAGGAGGUUGUCAAGUCGCAUUUUUGUCCUCUUCCCCAAUGAUUGGCAUUU